Messenger RNA from Liolophura sinensis, 3498 nucleotides. Its product is annotated as homeobox protein Hox-A5. Gene Ontology annotation, biological process: negative regulation of transcription by RNA polymerase II; anterior/posterior pattern specification. NCBI's taxonomy places the organism in Eukaryota, Metazoa, Mollusca, Polyplacophora, Chitonida, Chitonidae. Gene Ontology annotation, cellular component: nucleus. Bases 588 to 1604 code for a protein of 338 amino acids. The transcript has 6 exons. The record is from RefSeq and is a predicted model, not a curated record. Gene Ontology annotation, molecular function: RNA polymerase II cis-regulatory region sequence-specific DNA binding; DNA-binding transcription factor activity, RNA polymerase II-specific.
CUUGCAUGUCUUAAAUUUUGAAGUAAAUUGUCGAGAAUUCCUUUGCAAAUUUUGCCUAAGCCUAUGGGCUGAGGAGCAGUAUCGUUGACCGGGACCCUGGGUGAAGGACUGUCAUUGUGAACAGGUGCCGUCACAAAGUUUCGCUGGAUCCAAUCAACGCCAGGCGUGUGGGUCAAGUCCGUGAUUGAUCACUUUCUCAUUGAAAUUGGCAGUGUGCCCCGUCUUGACAUGUUUAUUUGACAUGAAUUUAUAGCUAGCUACCCAUCCAAAAUAUGGCUAACUGCGCAUGUCGGAAAAAAGUGUACCAUAGUUCGGCAAUUGUGAACUCCUGACCCGUUAAAUUCAACCCGAGCUGGAGAGGAAGAGAUUCUUGGCGUAAGCUUUCCAGGACUGAUUUGGAAGCGCCUCUCAACCCCUCAGAUAAGAACCCUGUAUGGGAGUUACCGAUAUAAUAGUGGAUUCCAAGCAUGGUUUUGUAUCGGAAUGACUGCCGGAAGUGUUUGAUCUCAAUAGAAAACAUAUUCAUAAAAGCGACCUGAGCAGUAGACUGUAUACAGAGGGCACUGGUUGGCUGAACGUUUGACAGGAUGAGCACCUAUUUACCGAACUACACCGCGAACCUCCACCCGAGUCGCAUGGACCCGUACCACGCGGCAGCGAGCGGCCAUCACGACGUGGUCGGUGACAGCUAUGCCGCAGUUCGGCAAAUGUCGCCCUUUACCUCGGCGUCGAACGCAUCUGUCAGUCCAGGCCUGAAUGAACAUCACUUACCCCAUUCUCAUCACCCAUCCCACCCUAUGUACCCCAGGUUCCCUCCCUACGACAGAUUGGAUAUAAACCCAAUCUCGGCCACGGAAUCAAACUUCUUCAGUCACCAUAACGGGAAGAUAAGUCCCCCUGGACCCACGGGUGGGGGAGGGGCCAGCGGCGGACAUCGAACUAUGGGGAAUCACUCUGCCCACUUCGAUCACUCCCCAGCCCCGGCAGAUCUUGCAGACUUCUCAGAUAGAAGCCCGGUGGGAUAUCAGCAUGGUUCGCCUUCACAACACCACCAACACACUACUCGACGACCAAAUCCAGCUCAUCAACACCACUCUCACCCGCAGCAUCCUCAGCAAAUCCAGCCCCAGUAUCACUCGACCACAUCCCCUCCACAGAAUGUCAUCCACUCUUCCACCCCGAGCCCUCCGUCCGGCUCCCCAGGGGCUAACUCCACGGGCAACUCCAACCCAACUUCACCCAGUGGAAUGAGCAUAGACAAUAAUAAUACAGGCAAUGUCAACAAUAAUAAUAACAACAAUAGCAGUUCGUCCCCAGGUAUGCCCCUCUAUCCCUGGAUGCGCAGUCAGUAUGGUCCAGACAGGAAGAGAGGACGUCAAACUUACACUCGGUACCAGACUUUGGAGCUGGAGAAAGAAUUUCACUUUAACAAAUACCUUACUCGGCGUCGAAGAAUUGAAAUCGCUCAUGCUCUUUGUUUAACCGAGAGACAAAUAAAAAUAUGGUUUCAAAACAGAAGAAUGAAAUGGAAAAAGGAGAAUAAACUUCUGGACUCCCCUGGUUCGCCGGAGAUCUCCAGCUGUGAAGGUAUAAAAGACGGUUAAAUCAAAGUGAAAGUGAAAACAAAACACAUUUCAGUCCGCGUCGUUGAUAAAUCAAGACAGUGGAAUGAACCCCCUAGAGGCAGAGAACUCGCCAGCAAGGUCACUACCGCCGUCCCGCAUGAUCAAAUUCUAUUUGUAAUGAUUGCUGGAUCAGCGAAAGCUUCGUUGUAUUGAAAACCCUUUAUUCCAAAAAAAAAAAAAAGGAAACAAUAAAAUGGGUGCGCAGUUCAUGAGCCCACACCGGGUAGUUGGUGGAGAAAACUACCAACCCUAAACAACACAUGCUACCAUACCCGCAGUGUACUGGAUGUUGAUAGCUGCGCUUGACCAUCGGUAUAAAUGCUACUUGGAGCUGUGUGGGUCUUAACUCGUUGGUAGUCCGUUUCUUGUGAGGUUUAGUAUCAAUGGCCAUGCUGUAUUCAUCCUACACCUCAGUGGGAAUUCUUAAUCCUCGAGCAAUGACAUUUGCAAGGAUCAUUUUCAUUGUUUACCAGGGUAACAACUAUUCCAAGAUUUAAAAAUAAAAUUCUAGGCAUUGUAUUCGAUUUUUCCAGACAACAUUUUCUACACACACACUGUAGAAUGUUUGCUUUAGAUGUGGUAUCACUGAAAUAUGUACGUCAAAUAUAUAUACAUAUAUACAUAUAUAUCUGACAUUUUUAUACAAAAUCUUCACCGGUAAAGAGAUCGUCUACCUCCAAAAUAUGAAACCAAAUAGUUCGUAUGACAAGUCGCUUAGAGGUUGUAGCUUGACUAAUUAGCAGAUGUACCGCUAAGGUUUAUAGACAUAUUUAUAGCUAGAUAUCGAACAAGAAAGAAAUAUUUGACAAAACAGGUUUGGUGUAAAUGUGUGUAUUCAGCGAAACACUUUUACACCUAUAUUUGAUAUAACUGUUCUUUUUUCUUGGCGUCCCACUGUUGCUCAUGUGUAAAGCUGUGUUGAACAGUCAAUCAGCUCAAAUGCCACAUGGUGUGUAUUGCCCCUAGCCAGUGCUAGGAACACUGGAACCAGAUAGUGUAACUUUCUCGGCGCAGUGUAACACAAUAGGAUCGUAACGGGGCGUUGUCUUUUCCUCUUCAUCAAAUUCAACAUGAAAAUAAUAGAAAUUGCAUAGUUCAUGCAACGUAUCAGGUGUACAUAUUUGUUAAAAAAGAACGCUGUUAACUAUAUUGAAUACGGUUAUUUAUUAAAAUGGGACGGACAAAAAUCAGAUAAACUGGGAAUAUUAUACAAUUCAGCUCAACCUAAAGAUGAUGGAUGCUUUCGUUGUUUGUAUUAAGAGCUAUUUUAAGGACCAUUAUGUAAUGGUUUUCAGUGGUAAUGUAUAUGCUACCAUGCCACAUGCACAAGGGUAAAAAUACAUGUACAUUUAAUUUAAUAAAUAUUUAAAAGCAAUGUUCGACGUAAAUGACACAUGUAGCAUCGACGUUUAGUUUAUGUUUCCUGUGCUACGUGUAUAUGGAACCUUCGUGAAAUUCUGAAUAGGCCAGGGUAUUACGAUUGUAUAGGUUCUUAUAUGUGUGAAAUAUGAUGUGUACUGCAAGAUCCUCUACUAUGCCAGUUUCCCUAUGUUUAAAUUAAACUCACUAAAUGCAGUUAACGUGUGUAGAUAUGUUGUUUACAAAGCGACAUUGUAUAUUUAAGACGCGAGAAUGCGUCGUAGAAAAAAGGCUUUAAACUGGUCCAUUCAUAGUGUACCCUAUUGAACGAGAAGUGUGCUAUGAUUAUUGAUGAUGGUUGUUCAUGUAUUUAGCCUGAUGUGUUCAGACUUUGUGUUCACAGUACAAUGUGUUUAGUUUUACUACCUUUUAUGUCCUUGUGAGUGAACCGUAGGGUUGGUUACCUAUGCCUGUGAUAAUUGUUCCUCAUGGUUUAGUUGUGAAUAAAUUUGUG